Messenger RNA from Tricharina praecox, 567 nucleotides. RefSeq names its product DNA polymerase delta, subunit 4-domain-containing protein. Gene Ontology annotation, cellular component: delta DNA polymerase complex. Bases 1 to 567 code for a protein of 188 amino acids. The transcript has 2 exons. The record is from RefSeq and is a predicted model, not a curated record. NCBI's taxonomy places the organism in Eukaryota, Fungi, Ascomycota, Pezizomycetes, Pezizales, Pyronemataceae. Gene Ontology annotation, molecular function: DNA-directed DNA polymerase activity. Gene Ontology annotation, biological process: DNA-templated DNA replication; DNA synthesis involved in DNA repair.
AUGGCACCUCCCAGACGCACCACCGCCCGCCAGGCCACGCUGAGCUUCAAGUCCAAGGUCACGAAGCCGACUCUCAGCAAGGACAAAGACAAGAAGGGCUCAACAGCAGCAAUGGCCAUUAGCUUCUCCGACGACUCGCAGGACUCGCAGCAGGACUCACAGGAGUCCCAACCUUCCGCUCCACCUUCGCAGAAGCAGCUGCUGCAGGAAGCUCAGCAAGCCGCCGCCGCAGAAAUCUCAAAGGACGCUGUGCAGAUGUACUACUACGAGCUCCGGGAGAGCCGGCUAUGCACACCCUACCACCAAGACUCCCUCACCCUCGAAGAGAAGAUCCUCCGUCAUUUCGAUCUGAGCAUGCAGUACGGCCCGGCGAUCGGCAUCACGAGGUUGAAUAGGUGGAAGCGUGCCCACCGCAUGGGAUUUAGUCCGCCGAUCGAGGUGCUGGCGGUUGCACUGCAGAUGGAGGAUGAAGCGCUUGCGAAGGACGCAGAUCUCCAGCGCGGAAUGAGGGAUACGAGGAGGGCGUACAUGGACGAUUUCCUGUCGAGUCGGUGUGCUGGGGAGUAG